UGUUAGCAGUAAAUUUUGAGAAAGGCUCAAGAAACUUAGUUCCCUUAUGUUGCAUUAAAAUUUAUCAGUCUUUGUAACAGUUGUACAGUUUUUGGCUUUCUGAAACUAAAGUAGUUACAGACUUAUAAUUUGUAUUCUCCUCUUUCAAGUUUCUAGCUGAAUUGAAUUAUUAGAUUCUAAAAUUGUUAUUGUUCAUAAUAUAUAUACUGAAUGUAAAAAGAUAACAGAAUUGUCAAGGAAGCAUGGCUAGUUUUGAAAAUGAUGAGCUGCAGAAGAUACCAGAAGAAACUGAUGCACAACCAUAUCAUGAAACUUUGCAUUCUAAAUUUCAAAGGCUUUUAUCCGGGAAACAAAGUGCAUCAGUUUCUAUUCCCAUGGAGUCAUAUGAGGUAGAAACUAGUCUCGUGGGAGAUAGCGGUUCAUUAUAUGCUACAUCAGAAAGUGAUAAUCUUAUGCAGCAUAGUAUAGUUGUAACAGGAAACAUAGCACAGGAGAGCACAGAUGAAUUUUCUACUGUUGACAGCACGGCUUCAAAGUACUGGCAUAAAAGCUAUGAUAGCAUAAAUGAACAUUUACUGAGAUCUGGGAAACUGGGAAUUUGUAAUGAUCCUUAUUGUACUACUUGUCCUUCUUACUUCAAGUCUUCUCGGCUAAGAAAUCCAAAAGCUUGUAAUAUACCUGAUCCGAAGUUUCAGAAUGCUCUUAAUGGGGAUGCCAAAGUAUUUGCAAGAAAAUUUUGUUCUCUGUGUUCAUCUUUUGUUCCUGGAGUUAUGAAUCCUCACUCUAAAUUCAUACAACAAUGGAACAAGGUUCUUGCCAGUUUUUGCUUGGUUGCAAUUUUUGUGGAUCCAUUAUUUUUCUUCUUACUCUAUGAUCAUAAUUGUAUAGUUAUCAACUGGAAAUUGACAAAAGCACUUGUUAUAGUUAGAACCAUGAAUGACUUCAUAUAUUUCCUUCACAUUCUUCUCCAGUUUAGGUUGGCUUUUGUUUCUCCUGAGUCAAGGGUGGUUGGUGCUGGAGAUUUAGUUGAUCAUCCAAAACAAAUUGCAUUUCAUUACCUUAAGGGUUAUUUUCUUGUUGACUUGUUUGUUGUAUUUCCUCUUCCUCAGAUCAUGUUAUUGUCUGUACUACCAAAAUCAUUGAGGGGAGCAAAUUAUGCUAAGAAUGUUCUGCGUGCAGCUAUCCUAGUGCAGUAUAUUCCCAGAUUAUUCAGAUUUCUGCCUAUGCUGUUUGGUCAGUCUCCAGCAGGAUUCAUAUUUGAGUCAGCAUGGGCAAAUUUCAUUAUAAAUCUUCUCAUUUUCAUUCUAGCUAGCCAUGUUGUUGGCUCUAUCUGGUACCUAUUUGCUCUACAGAGGGUUAAUCAAUGUUUUCGAAAUGCGUGCCAAAGUUCUCAUAUCCCUGGAUGCCUGGCAUUCAUUGAUUGUGGACAUAGCCAUGUUGGGGACAAUCGGCUUGGCUUAUCAUCAAACCAGUGGAACAACAAUGCAGAUGCUAUUGCAUGUUGGAAUUCCUCUUCCAGCGGUUCUUUUUCUUAUGGGAUUUAUAACAAUGCUGUACCUCUUACUACACAAGCAGACAUCGUCACCAAAUACAUAUAUGCUCUAUUUUGGGGAUUACAGCAAAUCAGUACUCUGGCUGGUAACCAAACACCAAGCGACUUUGUGUUUGAAACCCUUUUUACUAUAGCCAUCAUAGGAUUGGGACUUUUUCUUUUUGCGCUUCUCAUUGGAAACAUACAGAACUUUCUUCAAGGUCUUGGACGGAGGAGGCUAGAAAUGCAACUUAGACGCGGUGAUGUUGAGCAAUGGAUGAGUCAUAG
Molecule: messenger RNA, 1819 nt
Organism: Vigna umbellata (rice bean)
Lineage: Eukaryota; Viridiplantae; Streptophyta; Magnoliopsida; Fabales; Fabaceae
Source: RefSeq, a predicted model, not a curated record